Molecule: messenger RNA, 3284 nt
Organism: Rhinolophus ferrumequinum (greater horseshoe bat)
Lineage: Eukaryota; Metazoa; Chordata; Mammalia; Chiroptera; Rhinolophidae
Gene: HIC1
Product: HIC ZBTB transcriptional repressor 1
Exons: 2
Coding region: 198-2342 (714 amino acids)
Biological process (GO): regulation of transcription by RNA polymerase II
Cellular component (GO): nucleus
Molecular function (GO): DNA-binding transcription factor activity, RNA polymerase II-specific; protein binding; RNA polymerase II cis-regulatory region sequence-specific DNA binding
Source: RefSeq, a predicted model, not a curated record
CUCCAGAUAAGAGUGUGCGGAAAGCGCGGCGGGGCUGAGACGCGACCAGGACGUGGGGAGGACGGACCAGCAGGACAGACCGACCGGGGGCCCGGCGGGCGGAGGGCAGCACAGCGCAGCCACGUCCCCCCUGGAUCCGCCGGCAGCCGGGCCCGGGGCUUCCGACAUGCCCCCCAGGAGAUUGUGCUGGGCAGAGGAUGCUGGACACGAUGGAGGCUCCCGGCCACUCGAGGCAGCUGCUGCUGCAGCUCAACAACCAGCGCACCAAGGGCUUCUUGUGCGACGUGAUCAUCGUGGUGCAGAACGCCCUCUUCCGCGCGCACAAGAACGUUCUGGCGGCCAGCAGCGCCUACCUCAAGUCCCUGGUGGUGCAUGACAACCUGCUCAACCUGGACCAUGACAUGGUGAGCCCAGCCGUGUUCCGUCUGGUGUUGGACUUCAUCUACACCGGCCGCCUGGCUGAUGGCGCAGAGGCUGCUGCUGCGGCGGCAGUAGCUCCGGGGACCGAGCCGAGUUUGGGCGCCGUGCUGGCUGCGGCCAGUUACCUGCAGAUCCCCGACCUCGUGGCGCUGUGCAAGAAGCGCCUCAAACGCCACGGCAAGUACUGCCACCUGCGGGGCGGCGGCGGCGGCGGCGGUGGUUAUGCACCCUACGGGCGGCCAGGCCGCGGCCUGCGGGCUGCCACGCCGGUCAUCCAGGCCUGCUACUCGUCCCCAGCCGGGCCUCCGCCGCCGCCCAGCGUUGAGCCGCCGUCGGGUCCCGAAGCCGCAGUGAACACGCACUGCGCAGAACUGUACGCCUCCGGCCCCGGCCCGGCGGCCGCACUCUGUGCCCCGGAGCGCCGCUGCUCCCCACUCUGUGGCCUGGACCUGUCCAAGAAAAGCCCAUCGGGCUCCGCGCCUCCGGAGCGGCCGCCUGGUGAGCGCGAGCUGCCCCCGCGCCCAGACAGCCCUCCCAGCGCCGGCCCCGCAGCCUACAAGGAACCACCGCUUUCUCUGCCUCCACUGCCACCGUUGCCCUUCCAAAAGCUGGAGGAGGCUGUAGCACCUCCGGACCCGUUCCGUGGCGGCGGCGGCAGCCCAGGACCCGAGCCCCCCGGCCGCCCCGACGGGCCCAGCCUCCUCUACCGCUGGAUGAAGCACGAGCCAGGCCUAGGCAGCUAUGGCGACGAGCUGGGCCGGGAGCGGGGGUCCCCAGGGGAGCGCUGCGAGGAGCGCGGCGGGGACCCGGCAUCCUCGCCCGGGGGGCCCCCGCUCGGCCUGGCUCCACCACCGCGCUAUCCGGGCAGCAUGGACGGGCCUGGCGCGGGAGGCGACGGUGAUGACUACAAGAGCAGCAGCGAGGAGACGGGCAGCAGCGAGGACCCCAGCCCGCCUGGCGGCCACCUCGAGGGCUACCCAUGCCCGCAUCUGGCUUAUGGAGAGCCUGAGAGCUUCGGUGACAACCUGUACGUGUGCAUCCCGUGUGGCAAGGGCUUCCCCAGCUCAGAGCAGCUGAAUGCGCACGUGGAAGCGCACGUGGAGGAGGAGGAGGCGUUGUAUGGCAGGGCCGAGGCAGCUGAAGUAGCUGCUGGGGCUGCGGGCCUCGGGCCCCCUUUUGGAGGCGGUGGGGACAAGGUCGCUGGGGCUCCCGGUGGCCUGGGCGAGCUACUGCGGCCUUACCGCUGUGCAUCGUGCGACAAGAGCUACAAGGACCCGGCCACGCUGCGGCAGCACGAGAAGACGCACUGGCUGACCCGGCCCUAUCCAUGCACCAUCUGCGGGAAGAAGUUCACGCAGCGUGGUACCAUGACGCGACACAUGCGCAGCCACUUGGGCCUCAAGCCCUUUGCGUGCGACGCGUGUGGCAUGCGCUUCACACGCCAGUACCGCCUCACCGAGCACAUGCGCAUACACUCGGGCGAGAAGCCCUAUGAAUGCCAGGUGUGCGGUGGCAAGUUCGCACAGCAACGCAACCUCAUCAGUCACAUGAAGAUGCACGCCGUGGGUGGCGCGGCCGGCGCAGCCGGGGCACUGGCGGGGCUGGGGGCGCUGCCUGGCGUCCCCGGCCCCGAUGGCAAGGGCAAGCUCGACUUCCCUGAGGGCGUCUUUGCUGUGGCCCGCCUCACCGCUGAACAGCUGAGCCUGAAGCAGCAGGACAAGGCCGCCGCGGCUGAGCUGCUGGCGCAAACCACGCACUUCCUGCACGACCCCAAGGUGGCGCUCGAGAGCCUCUACCCGCUGGCUAAGUUCACCGCGGAACUGGGCCUCAGCCCGGACAAGGCGGCGGAGGUGCUGAGCCAGGGAGCGCACCUGGCCGCUGGGCCCGACGGCCGGACCAUCGACCGUUUCUCCCCGACCUAGAGCGCCCCACAAUGAGGCCCGCCCCACUGCCGCUGCGUGGCCCCUGGCCUGUGCCUCCAGGGAGCGGCGGCAGCGGCGGCAGCGAGCCGGCACACCGUGGCUCCAGGAUAACUGUGGUAGCAGCGGCAGCGUCACCGCAGUGGCGGCGGCCCCACCUCUCUGCGGCCUCACCUGGCCUCACUGCUUCGUGCCUUAGCCCGGGGGUGGGGGUGAGGGGAAAACCCCGGGACGGGGGUGGGGUGGGGGAAGGGAGAUUUAUAUUUUUGAUAUCAGCUUUGACCAAAGGAGACCCCCGGCCCUUCUCCGCCUCUUCCUGUGGUUCGUUGGCCCCAUCCCCCGGGCUCCGUGCUGCUUUUUGGGGGAGGGGUGUCACUGUUGGGGCGCUCCCAGCCCUACCUCCGGCCCUUGCGACCACUCCCAUUCUCACUGUGAAUCUCCCCGCCGGGGUCGGAGCGUCGGGCAGAGUUGGGGAGCGGGGAGGGGACUGAGCCGGCCGGAGGGCCCCCUGCCCCCGCUCCCACCCGCCCGGGGACUGAUAAUGUGAAGUUCCUCAUUUUGCACAAGUGGCACUAACCCCAGGGCCCACCCUUCCCUCCCUCUGGAGUCAGAGGGCUAAGACAACCCUGGCCUACCCGGUCUCCCACUCCCACCGUGUCUCCUCCUUCCUUCCCUGGGGCCCCGGACCAUAUUUAUUGCAUGCGCCCCGGGCAGCCCCACACCCCGAGCCCAGGCUGGGCUGGGCCGGAACGUGGUCUCUUUAGCUCCCUCCUCCUCAUUUGUAUAUUUUCUACCUUGUACACAGGCUCUUCUAGAGCCGCUUCCAUUUUCUAUACUCGAUCCAAACAGCAAUAAAACAGUAACCAAGGACCCUGGACCCUGCGGCUCUCUUCUGCCCUGCCCUAGGACUGGGGUGGGCACAGGUGGGGCCAGACAGGCAGAGGG